This is a messenger RNA of Dermatophagoides pteronyssinus (European house dust mite), 5200 nucleotides long. Its product is annotated as phospholipid-transporting ATPase ABCA3-like. Gene Ontology annotation, molecular function: ATP binding; ABC-type transporter activity; lipid carrier activity. Gene Ontology annotation, cellular component: intracellular membrane-bounded organelle; membrane. NCBI's taxonomy places the organism in Eukaryota, Metazoa, Arthropoda, Arachnida, Sarcoptiformes, Pyroglyphidae. Gene Ontology annotation, biological process: transmembrane transport; lipid transport. The record is from RefSeq and is a predicted model, not a curated record.
UUCAAUCAAUCAAUUGAUAGCAAAAAAACGUUGAGUUGCUUUUGUUCGACAUAAACCUUUUAAUCAAUGAUCGAUCUACAUCGGAACUAAAUCCGAAAAAUGUUUGGCUUAAAUCGAUUAUGGCUUUUAUCUUGGAAAAAUUAUAAACUUCGAAUUCGUCAUCCAUGGAUUUUGUUGUUCGAAUUAGCUGCACCUUGUUUGUUUACAAUCAUUUUGGUGACUGUUCGUUUGAUAACAUCAUUCGAUCGGAUCACCAAUACGACUACUUUCCAGCAACGAAAAAUUGAAGACUAUCAAGAAUUCAGCAAUAAAAUGGUUUUGUUUGCCCCACGAACAAACAAGACAAUUGAAUUGAUGAAUAGGUUCAGUAUACUUACAAAAGGCAUAAUAGUUAAGGAUUUCGAAACAGAAAAUGAAAUGGUCGAUUAUUAUGUUCAGCAAAAUUCGGAUUCAAUACGUUGUGGUAUUUGGUUUAAUUCUUUGACAGAGGAUUCGCUGGAUUUUAAACUUCGCUUUUCGUUUGCACCGAAAGGAUUAAGAGAUGAAUUCGAUUUUGAUCAAGUUAAUGAAUUUACAUGGCAAACAUCCCGGAAUUUUCCAAUAUUUCAAAAACCAGGUCCUAGAACUAACUAUUCCGAUGAGGGAGGUCCACCUGCAUAUUAUACAAAUGGAUUUUUAUUUAUUCAACAUUUUAUUUGUCGUGCAUAUUCUUAUCUACAAAAGCCGAAUGAAACGUCGCAAUUUUUCCAUAAUGUUCACUCGUAUAAUGUUCUACGAUUUCCAUAUCCACCAUACAACAAUGAUCAAUUUAUGUUUUCACUUCAAUUCAUGUUUCCAAUGAUUAUGAUGAUCAGUUUCAUUUAUCCAAACGUCAAUCUCGUAAAAAAUAUUGUUUUGGAAAAAGAAAUUCGACUGAAAGAAGUGAUGAAAAUGAUGAAUCUAAAAGAUUGGAUAUAUUGGACGUCAUGGUUUUUUGAUUCGUUAAUUUGGAAUAGUAUCAGUAUAAUAAUCAUAACUAUUUUAUUCUGCGUACCAUUUCGACCGGAUCAUGGAAUCAUAAGUAAUAGCAAUCCGAUUCUCAUACUAAUUUUUUUCAUGGCUUAUAUAAUAUCAUCAAUUUCAUUCUGUUUUCUACUAAGCGCAUUUUUUACUAAUGCCAAUAUAGCUGGAAUAGGUGCCGGUACGAUUUAUUUUCUAACAUUUGUACCAUAUAUGAGCGUGAGCAUGAAUUAUCAGCAACUAUCUCGAGUGGUAAAAAUAGUAAUCAGCUUAUUAUUCAAUACUAAUAUGGCCUUGGGUUGUAUGUUUAUAUCGAUUUGGGAAAGCGAACAUGUUGGCUUACAAUGGUCUAACUUAUCAGAACCGGCUACAUUGGAUGAUAGUGUAACAUUCAAGGAUAUCCUGAUGAUGUUUGCGAUAGAUUCAAUAAUAUAUUUUACAUUAGCAUUAUAUAUCAGUAAUGUUUUCCCGGGUAGAUAUGGUAUACCACGAAAAUGGUAUUAUUUCUUACAGCCUUCGUAUUGGUUUGAAUGGAAAUCAAAAAAUCGAAUACGUUCAAAUGAUAAUGAAAUGCAGGAUAGACAAAUUAUCCAGAAUAAACGUGGUAUUGAAUUAUGUGGCCUAACAAAAUCUUAUAAUCGUGGCAAAAUUAAAGCAUUACAGAAUUUUGAUCUAUCAAUGAAACCUGAUGAAAUCACUGUAUUGCUAGGUCAUAAUGGAGCAGGAAAAACGACACUCAUGUCGAUUCUUUGUGGUUUAAUACCAUCAAGUUCUGGAUCAAUUUAUAUUGGUGAUAGUGAUUCGGAAAAUGAUUUCGAUGAAAUAAGAAAAAGUCUUGGCGUUUGUCCCCAAUUUGAUGUACUUUUCAAUCAUUUAACAGUUCAAGAACAUCUAUGGUUCUAUUGUAAGCUAAAAAAUAUUGAUGAUUCAAAAAUCAAUGACUAUAUUGAAAAGAUGAUAAAAAUGUUGGAUUUUGUCGACAAACGUCAUAAUCAAGCUCAUACAUUAUCGGGAGGAAUGAAACGAAAACUUUCGGUAGGUAUAGCAUUGAUAGGUGAUUCGAAAAUUGUAUUAUUGGAUGAAGCAACAUCCGGUAUGGAUGUUUCAGCUCGUCGAUUUAUAUGGGAUCUAUUGAUCAAAGAGAAAAAAAAUCGUGUUAUAUUGUUAUCCACACAUUUUAUGGAAGAAGCCGAUGUUCUUGGCGAUAAAAUUGCCAUCAUGGAACAAGGCAAAUUAAAAUGUUUUGGCUCACCCAUCGAAUUGAAAAAAGAACACGGCCUAGGUUAUUUAUUGACGCUUGUUGUUCAAGAAGAUCAAUUUGAUAUUAGACUUUUGGCCGAUUUAAUUCGAUCAUAUAUUCAUCAUGCCAAAAUAUUAACUUCAAUAGGACGUGAAGUAACAUUUAGUUUGCCUGAAAAUGAAGCUUUUAAAUUCGAAUCAUUAUUUGCUACAAUUGAACAAAAUAUGACCAAACUUGGUAUUAUGAAUUUUGGAAUUUCAAUGACAACACUUGAAGAAGUAUUCUUACGUGUGGGUGAUUUUGCUCAACAAGGCACCGAACAAAUGAAUAGAUUUUAUGAGGAAAAAAAUCAACAUCUUAAUGAUAAAUUGGACAAAGAAUUAUCAAUGAUUGAAAAAAUCAAACAUAAUUCAUUGAAAUUUAAUCAAGGAUUUCCUCAUCAUCUACAAGUUUAUUAUAGUCUAUUUGUUAAAAAGAUUUUGUUUACUUAUCGUAAUCUAUUCACAUUGUUUGCACAAUUUAUUUUACCCGGUCUAAUAUUAGGCCUAAGCAUCACAGUCAAUCGAAAUCAGAUGAACCAGAAUGCAAUUUCACCACCAUUAUUGUUAAAUAUUGAUAAAUUCCAUGAAAUUGAAGCCACAAUAUUUCAUGAUAAUAAUCAACAAAUGAAUUCACUAUCCAAUCUUUAUCAGAAUAACAUUAGGAAUGCCCAUACGAUCACCAUUGUCGAUGAAAAAGUAAACCAAACUGAUCAACUAAAAGAUUAUGCUAUAGAAUAUUUGGCCAACUAUGGUGCUGAACAUGAAGAUCGUUUCAAUAUGUAUUAUAUUAUUUCUGCAAUAUUUGGAAUGACUGAAAAUGGAAUGAAUAUUAUAGCUAUGUAUAAUAAUCAAGCAUAUCAUUCCAGUGCUAUUUCGAUUUCAAUUGUUGAUGAAACAAUAAUUCAACAUAUUGUUGGUGAAAAUUUUCGAUUAAAAAUAUGGAAUCAUCCGUUUCCUCGUAAACAUUUUGAUAACAUUCAGGCCGUCGGAUUCGAUAUGUCUGAACAGUUGCAAGUAUCGAAUAAUAUUCAAUUUUCUGUUGCUUUUCUUUUGGCUAGCUUCAUCAUUUUUCUUGUAAAAGAACAAUCAACGAAUUUUAAACAUAUUCAACAGAUUAGUGGAUUACAUUUGUUCCAAUAUUGGACUAGUAAUUUUAUUAUUGAUUUCAUUAUUUAUCUGAUUUCAUCAUCAAUGUCAUGUGCCAUAAUAUAUUGGCUCAAUGUGACCAGCUAUAAUGAAUGGAAACAACUAGGCCGAUUGUUUGUCAUAUACGCUAUACAUGGUUUCGCAUCAUUACCAUUUGUUUAUAUUUGUUCGUUGUUUUUUCGUAAUUCAGCUACCGCUUAUGUUCGUCUAGCACUAUAUACACUAAUAUUGGGUACAAUUACAUUUUUGGUCGUAUUGAUACUUGAAAUACCUGCAUUAGAUGUUCUAAAAUUAAGUAAAAUGCUUGAUUAUGUUUUUUCAUUUAUUGUACCUAUUCAUAAUAUGGGUAUGGCAACGUAUGAUUUAUCAUCGAAUGCAAUGGCAUUGGAUACUUGUCUUUCUGAUGUUAUAAUAUUUAAUCAAACAUGGAAUAUUCAACAACUUUGUCACUAUGAUAUUGAGAGUUUAGGAAUGAUCAAAAUGUGCUGUAAAGAAAUAUGCGGAAUGAGAUGCUGGGGAUUUGAGGAGAAUUUUUUCUCGAUAACUAAGCCGGGAAUCGGUUCCAAUUUGCUUGCUAUGACUAUUCAAGGGAUCGUUUUUUGGAUCAUACUUGCCAUAUUGGAAAGUCGAUUGAUAUAUCGAAUCAAAAUAAAAUCAUCACCGACAAUAGAUAAUAAAAAGCAAUCGAGCGAUAUGGAUACCGAAGAAAGUGAUGUUGAAGCCGAAAAUGAUCGAUUAAAACGACGAAGUCUUUUUUCACUAAAUCGAACUGAUUCGAUGAUUGUAAAAAAUGCAAGUAAAAAUUAUGGAAAAUUUCAAGCUGUGCGCGAUAUAAGUUUUGGUGUGAAACGUGGCGAAUGUUUUGGUGUAUUGGGUGAAAAUGGUGCUGGAAAAACAACAAUGUUUAAAAUGAUAACCGGAAGCGAAGAUAUGACCAGCGGUGAUAUUCUUGUCAAUGGUAACAGUGUUAAAAAAGACAUUCGGCUCAUUUAUCGUGACAUCGGCUAUUGUCCACAAUUCAAUGGUCUUAUCGAUCAUCUAACCGGUCGAGAAACAUUGAAAAUUAUUUCGAGAAUUCGUGGAAUCAACGAAAAUAUCAUUGAUGAGCAAAUUGAUGCAUUGAGUAGAUUACUAUUCUUUCAAAAACAUAUCGAUCAACAAAUCAGUGGAUACAGCGGUGGAACUAAGCGAAAACUUAGCUUUGCAAUCUCAAUCGUUGGAAAUCCAUUAAUUGCAUUUUUGGAUGAACCAACUACCGGAGUUGAUCCAGUAUCACGACGAUGUCUAUGGAAUGCUAUACAUAUGGUUCGUAAAGCCGGUUCUUCAUUGGUAUUGACAUCACAUUCGAUGGAAGAAUGUGAAGCACUAUGCAAUCGAUUAAUAAUCAUGGUACAUGGUCGUAUCACCUGUUUGGGCAGUCCGAUGCAUUUGAAACAAAAAUAUGGUGCCGGUUAUAUUGUUCAUAUCAAAUUGCGAAAUCCGAUCGUAGAAAAAUCCAUCCGAGAAUUGGAUAAAUUUAUGCGUACGAAAUUCAUUGAAUGUUACGUAGAUGGAAUUCAUAAUAAUAUGGUUGUAUACAAAAUUCAAACAAAUCAGAUAAAAUUAAGUCAAUUGUUUGGUAGUAUUGAACGAUCAAAAGAUUUAUUAUCGAUUGAAGAUUAUUCCAUCUGUCAAACAUCAUUAGAACGAAUAUUUCUAUCAUUUGUACGUAAAUCAAAAAAAUGAAGCAAAUUCAAAUUCAUCAAAAAUCAUCGAUAGAUGGCAUGCAUACACA